Molecule: messenger RNA, 570 nt
Organism: Colletotrichum orchidophilum
Lineage: Eukaryota; Fungi; Ascomycota; Sordariomycetes; Glomerellales; Glomerellaceae
Product: RTM1 protein
Exons: 3
Cellular component (GO): membrane
Source: RefSeq, a predicted model, not a curated record
UUGGCUACUGAUGGCUACUUCUUGGCAGUGCCUGGCGUCAAGCCUUCCAAAGACGGUGCUUACCUUUGGCCUUACUUCUCGAGCAAACCUGCGGCGAUCUUGUUUGUAAAUCUACUCCUGGGUUCUUUUAUCUAUAUUGGCUGGAAGAUUUGGAAGACUCGUCCUCGUUUCUGCAUCGUAUUUGCAUUAGGAUGUCUCUUCGAGGUCAUCGGACACAGAGCACGAGCCAGCGCUCACGAUAAAACCGAUCGAAUCUUGACGUUUGCCCCCCCGAACAUGUUCGUCAUUGUCGCCCCUGUCCUCUUUGCCAUAUCAACCUAUGUGGCCCUCUAUCGAUUUAUCACGAGCAUCCACGCCGAGAAAUUCUCAAUAAUCCAGCCGUCGAGUUUGACGAAGACAUUGAUCCUUGGCGACCUUUUCGUUCUUCGUUCACGGGGAGGGGUUAUCAUUAUCGGACUUAUAAUCCAGAUCUUCAUGUUCGGUCUGUGUUACACCAUCGUCGUCAUUCUCCAUUGCAGGAUGAGACGAGCACACACUCCCGACUCUCUAGACAGACUGAUUCCGUGGUAA